Messenger RNA from Spodoptera exigua (beet armyworm), 921 nucleotides. NCBI's taxonomy places the organism in Eukaryota, Metazoa, Arthropoda, Insecta, Lepidoptera, Noctuidae. The record is from the annotation of a GenBank genome assembly.
AUGAGUGAUAAAAUCUAUAGUAAUUUCGUGAAAGCCAGUUUACCUGAAGAAGACAUAAAUAUUAUCCCAGAUAAAAGUGUAUUAAGUGGAGAAGAAGCAAGAAAGCUAUACCUUGAAGAAAUAAAACACGCAAAGGCGCCAAACAGGCUCAAGACACAGGGUGUUGAAAAAAAGAAAAAGGUUAUAACAGAAGAGAAAACACCACUAUCAAACAAAGACUUAUUUAUUACAAUUCAGAAUAAUGAUGUUGACAGAGUUAAAUGUGAAUUAGACAGAUACCCUGAUAAGUUAAAUAUUGUGGAUGAGUUUGGUUGGAGUUUAUUAAUGAUUGCUUGCCAAGCAAACUCCGUAGAUGUUGUAAAGCUAUUGUUAAAAAGAGGUAUAGACAUGUCUGUAAGAGAUAAAGCUGGCAAUUCUGCUCGAAGUCUAGUAAUUAAGAAUAAAAAUUAUAUAUUAGCUGAUAUCUUAUUAAGAUACAUACAGAAAGAUGCUCCACCAAAGCCAAACACAAAACAAACAUCAGUAACAGUUAAAUUAAAAGAAGAAUUUAUUUGUGAGUUGUGUAAUAAAACAUUUCCUGAUAAAGAAGAACAUUUGUCAUCAACAAUACACAAUAUUACUGCUAGUAGAGGGAAGAAAAUACCAGCAUGUUAUGUAUUACCAGAAACUAACAGAGGUUAUCAGUUGAUGCUCAGAGGUGGUUGGGAUAAACAGUCUGGUCUGGGCAGAGAUGGAUCUGGUAAACUUUAUCCUAUUAAAACUGUACAAAAGAAGGACAGGAAAGGCCUUGGACAUGCCAAACAAAAACCUAUAGACAACAAAACACAAGACAAUGUUAAACAUAAAAAUAGAAUGAAGUUGGCAAGAGACCAUCGGAGUGACAAAUCAUUCGAAAUAAAGUUUAGACGAGAAUUCUACUGA